AUGUCUUCGCAGCGACCCGCCUUCUACUUCGGUGGUCCGGCGCCAAACCAACAACCACCACCACCGCAGAAUCAUGCUCCGGCACCACCUCUCACCAACGGUACACCUGUAGUACCCAAUCAGCCACAACAAAUGGCUUUUCAACAAAAUGCAGGCCUGCCCGGCGUUGAUCUCUCGGCUCUCAAUAUCAACAUUUCUGCCGCAGAGCUAAUGACAAUUGCGCGUUUGUUACAGAGCGGGCAGCUCACCCUACCACCGCCAGGUCCAGGUGCAUAUUCGAUCCCCGCCGUUGGCCCUCCUCCUGCCCCCGUUCCCGCAUCAGCAGUGACCCCCCAAGCCUCCGCGCCGUUGAAUGGUGGAGAUGUUGGUGUGAAUAUGGACAGGGAAGAAGGCGAGCUUGAGGAUGAUGAGGGAGCACAGAGUACACAUGCACUGUACGGUUCCUCUGUACCGGACAGCAGUGUCCAGGCACAUGUCACUCAAGUGAACAGCACUCAAGCUGCACCAUCUCGACCUCACCCUGCCCAGCCUACCUCAAUAAUACGCAAUGGUCAGUCGUCCGAUGGUGGCCAUGUGGCUGAUCAUCCUGCCAAGGUCGUUGAGAGUCGAAAUGCGCCUGCUUCCGCGCCAGUCACAGAUGUCGCUCCGCCGAGUAUCGCUGUUAAAGCUUUCGUGUUGGAGUUGCACCGAGUUGGCUAUGGGUUCGAARACCUGGCGCGUGAAGUUGGAAAUACACCAUCCUUAAGGAACUUGUACCAGCAGAUCGGGCUUCCCCUGCCGUCACAAUCGGGCGAGCCCUCGGCAAGCGCAAAACAGAGCAUCGCGCCGCGUGUCGCCUUCAAUGGCGCCGUGAACACUGCUGUUCCAGGCACACAGGCUAAGGCACAGCUCCCGACGCCAGGAAGACCGCAAAUUGCUGUCAAGACAAUUGCAAAUACAACGGCAGCUGCUAAGCCGGAUCGUGCUUCCUACUUGGCCAAAUUGCAAGCCGCGAAGAACAAGAAGUCUGAACCAGUGUUGGAAUCGCCAACGACUAAUCAUGUACAGAGCCCUACGACGCCCGCAGCCGUGCGGCCUCCAUCACAGCACGCGUCAGCAACCACGGAAACGUUACAGCAUGCAGCAGGAAAACAGUCCGCCAUCCCCCAGUCUGCCGGUGCUUCUGCCUCACAAGCUCCAGCCUCGCAGGUUGUCGACUCCUCGCGUACGAACGGCGCUGCACGAACUACAAGGGUUACAUUCGACACAGAACUAGUCAGACAGAGGCUGGCAAAACUCCAGGCUGAGCGAGCAGCAGCCCAUAAUGCCCAGAAAUUGUCUAGCGAUGCCAGCAUGCCGGAAACUACGUCUUGGCGAGCAGAAGGCACUCUGCAUCAGACUCAAAGUCAACCUCAUGCGACCGUGAUGCCUGCAUUACCAACAGUGACACGAUCGUCACCCGUCGUAGUUGAUCGGGAAACGACACAUCAGCUCCCGCCUCGAACCUCAGCUGCGGCAUCGCCCUCCAUCGCACGUGGAUCUGGCUUACCGGGUCUAUUCACGACCAGAACCCCUGUGCAGCAGGAGUCUUCGCCCGUUAGGCUUCCAGUCGAACUGCCUCGCACCCAGGUACCUGCGCAGGCUCAAGAUGUCGCAGCUGCUGCAGCAGUGCCCACGCAGAGCCCUGCAAAAUCGCCUGCACCGCUGAAUCAGCUGCGGCCGCGACCUGUGAGUGGUCAACAAGCGCCAUGGGGCGGCCCAAGUGCUCCCAAGCGACCCUUCGGCGAGAACGGCAUGCAGCAUGAGGCCUUUAUCAUUGAGACAAGUAGUGAUGAAGAUGAUGGCUCAGAAAUGGAUACCGACGACAGCACUGGCCAGCAGUCGCCCGGGUCAGAAUCGAAAUCGCUCCCUGCUCGCCCUAUCGGUCUACUCCCAGACUUUCCUCCCGCGAAGGUCGAUCCUCAGAGGGCUGUAUCAACGCCUGGAACACCAUCUAUCGACCUCAAGCGCAAACUCGAGGAGCUUCAGGUAGCCAAGAAGAGGCUGGAGGAGCUGAAGCGGAGGAAGGUCAAUGGCAAACCUACUGCCAGUACGCAAGCGCCGUCUACGCAAUCUCCUGGCGCAGCCCUGACUGCUCGAUCGAGCAUGUCCUUGUCAGACGCAGCCACACCGGCUGCGGAGAUGGGCCAACAAUCGCCAUCGAUUGCUCCAUUCUCAAGCAAGCAGCAGGAGAAGGAGGCGCUGCGGAAACGYUUGCAAGAGCUCGAGGAUAGCUUGGGACGCAAGUUGCCUGCCACAUCAAACGUUCCAUUACCGACUUCUGAAACAACGGCUCAUUCUGCACCUGAUCAAUCGGAAGAACAGACGAUGGUCGCCACUGACGAGGACGACGAUGACGAUGGUGACCUGUACGAGCCCGAAACUCUUGAUUCGUUCGCCGAUGAACAGUCGUCAGGGCCAAGAGUCAACGUUGAGGCCGAGGAGUCGGGCGAUGAAGAAGGCGAAUCGUAUGAGCCUGCGGCAUUUGGUGCCACUGGCGGUACGGACACGAGGCUGCAAAUCAGCUCUGACAGUGGCAGAAUUGGCUCACAGGCCACUACGCACAGUGUAACUUCYAACCCAGAUGCAGCAAGCUCACAGCUCGCUGCUGAAAUGGACGCUGCCAUGGCCAAUGCUGUGGGACCCAACACUGGCAUGAACAAUGGACAGCUUGAGAACAUAAAACUUGCACAACAGGAAUCGGACGCCAUCGAGGUCGCUCCAGACGCCGGCAGAGGUGGGAACGGCACCGAAGACAGAGAGGUUCUGGACGAUGAUUCUGAUGAAGACAUGUACGAGCCAUCGACUGCCCACGCGCCCCAACAGCCUAUCGCUGGUGAUCGGACACAUCCAGUUGAGACAGAGCAAGACCGUGACGAGCAUGAUGACGACAACAAUGAAGCAAUGGACAUCUCUUCCGACGACUCGGACUCUGACUCCAACUCGUCUGAUGAUCAAUCUUCCGAGGACUAUGAGCCCGAGGAAAACCCUGCGCAGGCAUCUUCCGACCGGCCCGAAUCGAUGAGUGCGGCUCAAGAUCAUGGCGGCGAUGUCGUGCCCAAGGCCGACCCGGUGCGCCCCUCCACCGAAGACGAUGUGGCUCAUGAGUUGCAAUCCGCAGCGGAUCAGCAUGUGGCCGUCGUGGAAAAUGCCCCGGCUUCUGGAUAUUACAAGCCUUAUACCAGCAUGCUUACUCGCUUCAAGGAAUAUCGAUACCACCCUGACUUCAUCGAAAACGUACCAGGGGGCCACAAGUCACUAACAUACUCCAACAACAUCGAUCACGAGAAACCUAUAUGCCCCUUCGAGAUUGGUGGGCGCUGCAACGAUAAAGAUUGCCAGUUCCAGCAUUUCAAGACGAUGGCACUCUCCGAUAACGAUUUGUUGCGAGAAAUUGGAACGCGAAAGAUCCCUGCGAAGGGCGCAGAAGAAGAAAAGGCCUGGCGUGAUGGUCUGACGGCCGUGGUAAAAGAACUGCGCAGCACAAAUCGCGGCAAAGAUGUCGCAGUCAUUGCGCAGCGAAUCGCAGAAUACCGUCGUGAUUUCAUUGGUGAUCCCACCAAGACGCUGAUGCUCGAUUGA
Ramularia collo-cygni is the source of this 3600-nucleotide messenger RNA. RefSeq lists its product as uncharacterized. Gene Ontology annotation, cellular component: nucleus; exosome (RNase complex). NCBI's taxonomy places the organism in Eukaryota, Fungi, Ascomycota, Dothideomycetes, Mycosphaerellales, Mycosphaerellaceae. The transcript has 3 exons. The record is from RefSeq and is a predicted model, not a curated record. The coding region runs from base 1 to 3600 and encodes 1199 amino acids.